This is a messenger RNA of Cuculus canorus (common cuckoo), 5540 nucleotides long. RefSeq names its product synaptotagmin 6 (gene SYT6). The coding region runs from base 165 to 1730 and encodes 521 amino acids. Gene Ontology annotation, cellular component: membrane. NCBI's taxonomy places the organism in Eukaryota, Metazoa, Chordata, Aves, Cuculiformes, Cuculidae. Gene Ontology annotation, molecular function: phosphatidylserine binding; clathrin binding; calcium ion binding. Gene Ontology annotation, biological process: regulation of dopamine secretion; regulation of calcium ion-dependent exocytosis; calcium-ion regulated exocytosis. The record is from RefSeq and is a predicted model, not a curated record. The transcript is spliced from 8 exons.
GGAGAAGAUGAAUGCUGCCAUGCGAGGAAGGCGUGUGCCUAAAUGCCAUGUGAACGCAGCUGCAGGGAAGAGCUUGGCAGACACAGCCUGGCGGAAAUGCCAGAGUGGAUGAGGUUUGACUUUCUUAGAGAGCAGAGGGAAUAGAGGAGAAUGCGCCGGGGGAGAUGAGUGGCACCAAGGAUGACAGCCGCUGUCAGAAGGCAGUCCGCGUUGUCACCGAGCUGUGCCAGAAGAAAAGCCUGCCUAGCCUGGACCUGGACACUUGCAGGGAAUUCCUCCUCCUGCCUUCCGACCAGAGCCUGACUAUCUCCGAGCCAGAGCUCUCCGUCAGCCUCCUUGCUGUGAUAGUUAUUGCGUGUGGACUGGCCCUGGUGGCAGUUUUUCUCUUUCUCUUUUGGAAGCUGUGUUGGGUUCCCUGGAGGAACAAGGCUGUUUCUUCUCACCUGGCCGUCCCCCAGAGUGAGGCAGACUGCGGUAAGGACACCAUGGCAGACAAGCGCAAGGACACGGGUGCCCUCAGCUUCCUGGAGGCAGCGGUGAAGAUCAGCCACACAUCACCAGACAUCCCGGCGGAGGUCCAGAUGUCCAUGAAAGACCACAUCAUGAGGCGCACACGAAUCCAGAGGCAAACGACGGAGCCUGCGUCUUCCACGAGGCACAUCUCCUUCAAAAGGCACCUUCCUCGGCAAAUGCACGUAUCCAGCAUGGACUACGGUAUGGACCCACCGGCUGUGGCUGAGCAGCCAACCAGCAUCGGUCGCAUUAAGCCCGAACUCUAUAAGCAAAAAUCUGUUGACUCUGAGGACCCCAAAAAAGAGGCAGAAAAGACUUGUGGGAAAAUUAACUUCACCCUCAAGUACGACUACGAGAACGAGACACUGACCGUCCGAAUUCUCAGGGCUUUUGACUUGCCAGCCAAAGACUUCUGCGGCAGCUCAGAUCCCUAUGUGAAGAUCUACCUCCUGCCUGACAGAAAGCGCAAGUUCCAGACGCGAGUCCACAGGAAGACUCUGAAUCCCACCUUUGAUGAGUCCUUCCACUUCCCUGUGCCCCAUGAGGAGCUGGCAAGCAGGAAGCUCCACCUGAGCGUCUUUGACUUCGACAGGUUCUCCAGGCAUGACAUGAUAGGAGAAGUGAUCUUGGAGAACCUGUUUGAGGCCUCAGACCUUUCCCGGGAGACUUCCAUCUGGAAGGACAUUCAGUACGCAACGACGGAAAGCGUGGACCUGGGAGAGAUCAUGUUUUCCCUUUGUUAUUUGCCAACUGCAGGUCGCCUCACCUUAACAGUCAUUAAAUGCCGGAAUCUCAAAGCUAUGGAUAUCACUGGUUACUCAGAUCCGUAUGUCAAAGUGUCUUUGCUCUGUGAUGGGCGAAGACUGAAAAAGAAGAAAACCACCAUAAAGAAAAACACACUUAAUCCCACCUACAAUGAAGCAAUAAUCUUUGACAUUCCCCCGGAGAACAUGGAUCAAGUCAGCCUGCUUAUCUCUGUCAUGGAUUAUGAUCGAGUGGGUCAUAACGAGAUCAUUGGGGUCUGCCGUGUGGGGGUCAAUGCUGAAGGACUGGGCAGAGACCACUGGAAUGAGAUGCUGGCAUACCCACGCAAGCCCAUUGCGCACUGGCAUCCGUUAGUGGAGGUGAAGAAGUCUUUGAAAGAGUGGCACGGCCGGGCCGCAAGCUUUGACAGCCAGGGUUCCUGUCCCUCACCCAAACCACCACCCACCCCGUGAUACGGAGAGCGGCGAGGAAAACAGGACUAAACCGAGUGAUUUUUGCCCUUGGCCUACAGCCUCAGUAACGUGUUGCCGAGUCGUAGUGGCAGCAGCGAGACUUUCCAGUCUAGUUGUUCCUUCGUAAGUAAAGGCAGAAACCCGUUUCGUGGUCAACUACGUCUUUGUCUAAUAUGUCUCCCAAGGUGAUGUAUUUUUUUUGUGGCUUUUACUGUACGGAUCUGUUUCCAGAAGAGAGGAAGGAGGGCUGAGACAUGAGCUGGAAGCUUGGACUGUAAAAUAACGUGUAAAAUAGUUUGUAGUGUGUCUGAAGGCUGGAGAAGAGUAGAGAUGCUGUGUGCCCGCGGGCAGCACCAGCGGCCAGGAGAGGAGAGGAAUCGGCCCCGCUGCCGUCUGUGCCCACUCCGUUGAGUAGCAGCGAGAGACACCAGGAGCUUCUCCCGACCCGCGAGCAGCUCCUGGCUGUUGUGGUCAGCCCCAGCCCAGCCGCCUGCUCACGGCUUUCCCGUCCGUGUAGCGGUGUUACGAGCUGUCAGCAGUUUGUGCAGUGUGUAUCCCACGUUCCUGGUGUCACGUAUACGAAAUGCCCUCAAUUCCUUAGGGCAGAAAACUCGGGUUUUGCCCUGUAUUUGAAGUUUCUUUAGAGCUACUUGCAUGAACAAUUUCUCAAGACCCCUCUGUAGCUGCCACACAUCCCCCGUACAUCACCCCGUUAUCCGGAGCGCAGUGGAGAGAACAGCUUUGUCGCGAGUUGGGUUUGGACAUAAAGCAGGAAAGAUGCUGCAGAAAUAGGUGACAUCCUUGCAUGAACACUAGGUCUUCAUUUUUUGUAUCAUCCGAGCAACGAAGGAUGAACAAAAGGGGAAAUGGAAAUACAGAAACACAACCAAAGCUAAAAAAAACCCCAAACAUCCACGCUGUUUUCUUGAGUGAUCAGCACUUCCUUAAUGAAAAAAAGUUUCUGAGGCCCAAACCCUGGAGGAAGAUCAAGUUUCGAGAAAAAUGAAACUUCGCUGGUUCCUUGGUUGCUGAGGCCAAAGCGAAAUUAAAACAUCCCAAGCAGCACUAGCUUUGCAAACACAGCUCAGCCAGCCGCUCUUUAGCAGGCAGCUGAGGAUUCCGGACACUUUCUCACUAUGGAUUUUAAUCUGAGUUAAUAAAUACAUUUGUGCUGUUUGUUCCACCGUAAUUUAAUUAAGUAAAUGCAAAUAUUUUGGUUUCAAGUGAAAACAAUAUUAGCUAGCAAGGCAGCCUUUUCUCCUCGCAUGGGGUGAGGAGAAAGCAUCCAUUGGCCACAACCUUCAGGUCAGCUUCGGUUUCCAUUUCGCUAUAUGUCACAGCAUCAGCCAUCACCGAGUACCGUGAUCGGCAGAGAAGGGUCCUUGUUUGCAUCAUUUUUUCUGGAUGAGAUGAAUCCUUUGCUCACUGAAGGACAAACACAUAAUUUCUCAUCACACCCGGUGUCUUAAUUCUCUUUAUGUGCCACACGCUAUAGGAGCAGAAACUCAAUAAAAGGAUUUUAUUUGUAAGUCUUGCCUUGCCUUGUGGAACUCUUCCUUUUGUGAAAGCAGUAACUGUGUGUUCUGUGGUUUUAGAUGGUUUCAGUUAUCACAGCAGAUACUCUAAAAUGUAAUAAUGACAGACCCUGGUGUGGUGAGAGGCACAGCAAGGGCAGACAGCGUGAUUCGGAGCAGACGCUCCUUCGCCCAUAAACUCUGCAGUUCUUGGUCUUCCUGGAAGAGGCAACACACAUCCCUUGGGGAACGGCCGAGCAUCGGUCACAGAAAAAAAACGUAUGUAUUUCAAGCACUUACAGUUCACUGAAACGAAAAGGUAGUAAAACUACAUUAGCUUUCCGGCACGAGGAGCCCUGUAAACAUCUACCGAGGGACCUGGCUGGGAAUGUCCCUUUUUGAGACAACUCAACUGUUCUGGGAAAGUUCUGGAUCUUGUUAUAGGAAAGACUUUCUACCCGUUCAGAAUCAUGAACUUACAGUGGUGGGUGGUUCAGAACUGACCGCAAUGCCCCUGACCCAUGGCUUGAGCUGAACCCUGCCUCGGGUGGUUCACGCCGUGAGGUGGGAGUGCCUCUUGGAGCACCGUAGAUCAAAGCUCCUGUAAUGCCAGACACACCUAGAAGAAGCCUCGGCAGCGUCCCAGCUGGGUGCAAGGACAGCAUUUGACGAUCUCUAAUUGCACUAACCCACUUAGAGCCUUUUCUUCUUUAAUCCCGGCUUCUCGGGUUUUGGUGCUCUCUGUGCAAUCUCUGUCUUUUACCCAUUCUUCUUGUUCUCUAGGAUUUAGUCAAAACAUACGUGGGGUUUGACACAAAGCCUCUAUUUUUAAGCCUUGCUUCACACUGAUAAUCAAUUCCCACUCAAUACUGGCUGUCACUUGUGUUUCUGGAAAACUGGAUUUCACGCCAGUGAACCACACCCACGCCCGGAUAGCUCAGCCCCCUGCACUCACGCUUUAAACGCUGAGAUGCUGCCACGUCCCUCAGCGUGGGGAUAAUCAAACCAUUGUGUGUUUGUCGUUGCUUCAACACAGCCACUCGAGAAGAUUGGUCACUCUAAUGGAAAUGAGAUAUACUGUACAAGUACAAACAUUUCCCUUUCAUCUCGAGAGGGAUUAUAACUCCAAAAAGGAGCUGAGCCCGGCACAAGCGCCAUACAAGGAUUAGUUAAUUUGCUUUCUUGCUCCUCACUUUCCAUCCCACUCUUAACCGUACAAUAAGACCUCACAGAGCAGCUUAAAUUAUUACCAAGCAGGAUAAGGAAACCCAUCACGGGGCCACAUCCCUCGGGGGAAUUGGUUGUGGGACUCGCCGCAGAGACAAAUUUCACUCCUCGGGAAGGACACCCGGUGCUGCCUGUGUUGCUCCAGGGCCGGAUGCACCAUCCCAGGCUGCCAGGGAGACUGAUGCCAGGCGGCCCCGAUGUGUGGCCACCGGGAGUACGGAACAAGUACUGGCUCCUGGUCGUUUGCAGAGUUCACAAGAAGCCACAAAUGAAUAGCCUAUUUUAUUUUGAGUACUGCAAGCAAAAUAAACACACAGCAGCGCUCCCAGACUUUCCUUUUUUUUUUGUUAUUAUUUCCCCUUUCUUUUUAGUUUUAGCCUCACAGUCUCCGAUUUCAUAGAACAAAGUCUGAAUGCAGGAAGGGCAAGAGAUACUGGCGUGAGGGCUGCCUCUUAAUUACUGGCUUAAUGAUGGGGACAGGGGGAGAAGUGGAACCCCACUGGUCCCUUGCGCUGCUCUGUACAAGUCCCACCCAUUCAUGAACAAAGGAACUCAGUAUACGAGAAAAAAGUGAAAAACCACCAACGGAGGGUGAGUUUGAGCUGUGGUGAAGUUCUGCUUCUCACACUGCGCAGGGAGCUGGGAUGGGGCAGGAGCAGCUGUUCCCCACGAUGUCUGCGCUCAUAUCAUAAGGUAAUAAAUUAAACAGCAAAUCACAGCUCAUUUGAGAAAAGUAUAACCCCAUUCUUUGCUAUCUUUAUCUCCAUUCUCUCUCUGUUCUCCAUUUUUUUCCACUUUUGUUAUUUGCUCUCUUAAUCGUCUCUCUAAUCCGGCAGUCCCUGCCUUCUCAUUCUCAUUCUGCUGGAGGUUUUCUCUCCAGGGCCCUGAUCGUUCUUCCUGCCAUUAAGAUGAUCCGUAGCUGUAUGGUUGUGCUCCGAUUUAAAUGCCGGGUCAGGGAUUUGAUUUCUAGUUAUAAUGCAUCAUGCGAGGAUGACCUCGCUGGGACUAGACACUCUGUCAUUUAUACGGAGUCACCGCUCCAAAGUGCACAAACCCCAUCGCUAUGGUU